UUUUUAUUGAUCGUAGAAGUUUACAAAUUUUGGUUUCAUAAACAAAUAAAACCGAUUCAAAUCCCAUUUAACAGCUAGAUUUGAUAAGUUGAUUACCCUAACUGUAUACAGUGCAAGAGGUCUGCAUGGACCACCGAACAAGGAAAAGAAUCCGAGAGGCAAAAUCGAAGGCAAGACCAGAACUAGAAACAGAGAUAAAUGGAUGGCACAGAUUUAAUUAUGCCAAUUCAUUUGAUUGUGGACUACAUACAGUGCAUGACAAUGUAGAUAGAGUUGAUGCACGGUUUGUGUCUAUAGAGGAGUUCAGAGAAAGAUAUGAAAGAACAUACACUCCUUGUGUUAUUGCUAAUGACCAGUUAGAAUGGCCUGCUACAAAAAAAUGGUCAACGCAUAGAUUAUCCAAGAAGUUUAGAAAUCAGAGAUUCAAAUGUGGUGAAGAUGAUGAUGGAUAUUCUGUCAAACUAAAGAUGAAAUACUUUGCAGAAUACAUGCAUGACAAUACAGAUGACAGUCCACUGUAUAUAUUUGACAGUGGAUAUGGAGAGCAUCCAAAGAGAAAAAGACUGCUUGGAGAUUAUGACGUUCCAAAGUAUUUUAAAGAUGAUUUGUUUAGUUAUUCUGGUGAAGGAAGAAGACCUCCAUACAGGUGGUUUGUUAUGGGACCAGCAAGGUCUGGUACUGGCAUUCAUAUAGACCCUUUAGGAACCAGUGCCUGGAAUGCUCUAGUCAAAGGAUAUAAAAGAUGGUGUUUAUUACCCACCAAUACACCAAAGUACAUGUUAAAAGCCAAGAGAGAGGAAGGAGGGAAACAGAGAGAUGAAGCUGUAUCCUGGUUUACUUAUGUCUAUCCUAAAAUUAAAUCUCCAUCUUGGCCCAAGGAAUUCGCUCCAUUGGAGAUUCUACAGGGACCUGGAGAAACCGUAUUUGUACCAGGUGGUUGGUGGCAUGUUGUUGUUAAUUUAGAGGAUACUAUUGCUGUUACACAGAACUAUUGUAGUGUUGUUAACUUUCCAAUUGUAUGGCAUAAAACUGUUCGUGGUCGUCCAAAGUUAUCAAAGAAGUGGUACAAAACAUUAAAGAGGGAGAGACCUGAGGUAGCUGAAGUAGCAGACAAAGUAGAUCUGAAACAACCCACAGGAUUCAAUUCUGAUAGCUCAAGUUCUGGAUCAUCAAGUUCUAGCUCGAGUGAAUGUAGUACAUGUGAAAGUUCUGAUGAUGAAACACAAUCAAAAUCAAGGAAAAGGAAAAGAACUGGAAGUAAUAGGUCACGAUCAAUCACACCAAAUGGCACAGUUCAUGACUCGCUUCGUCGUCAGAGAUCUUACUCUUCAGACAGCAGUGGAGGGAGUAAAACUACAGGCCGGAGCAUCUCAAGUACACCAAAGAAUUGUAGAUAACAAAGAUACUGAUAUAAUGUACAAAACUUUAUUUAUUUUUGUAUCAAGAGUUAGUGAAAGUUGACAUCAGAAAGGGUUUAGAAUAUUGUAAUAAACUCAAUUGCUUCUCAGCUGUUUCAAAAAUGUUGAAAUCGUUUGUUUAUUGAAAAACAUUCAAAACCAUAGAUAUGUUUCAUAAUGUUUUAUUUUUUUUUGUCAUUUUCAACCAAUGAAUGAUUAAUGAAAGUGUCAUGAAUGGGUAUUUAUCAAUUAAAAUACUGUGGAUUCAUUAUUAUUUGUAAGGUUUUGUUGGUACAGGUGAACCAUAAAUUUAAAUGAUCUACCGAAAACAAGUUUCCAUGAAAAUGCAAGGUUUCUGCAAUCCUCGAAGUUGGUACCCACGAAAAUAGAUGAAUCCACAGUACAAUUGAUUUCAUGCUUUGAGAAAUUAAUUGGGGAUAGAAAAUUGAAUUUGCAUUCUUAAAGGUAUUUUUUCAAAGCUCUCUUGUUGGAUGUUUGUAAGACUUAACUACAUAGUUUGUUAUCAUUUACCAUCAAAACUCUCCCUGAUGCUGUAUAACAAGUUGUAAUUGAGAUAACCUCAUUUAUUUUGUUUUAAUGGUUCUCAAGAGAAGGAUCUUUGAGAUUAUUUUUUUAUUUUUUUGUAAGCUUUUUUUUUUUAAAUAACUGUGUGAAAAUGUUGAAACUGAUAAUGUUUAAAUUAUUUCCUAUAAUUAUGUUACAUGCACUGUUAAUAAUUAUGUUGGCAUAUAGACUAUAUUUAAAGCAGUUUUGAAGCAUCUUUCAGGUCACACAUAAUUAUUUUUCAAGGUCAUAGACCCUUCCAUGCAGUAUUCUUUCUUUAAUCUCAUAUUUUGUUGACUUUUAAAACAAACUUCAAUUUGAUUUGCAAUUUUAGAGAGAAAACAAACAUUAUACUUUAAGCAUAUUUUUAAAAGAAUGUGGAUACCAUUGCCUAAAUUUCCAGACAAAUAUUAUUUAAGGAAGCCUGAAUAUAGUUUCAAGCAGAGAGGUUUUAUCCAAAACAUAUUGUCAACAUUGCAGUAUUUUCUAGUUCACAAUAUGUUAUUUCAAUAGAAUUCAUAUUACAUUGAUAAUUCUUAUGUACAUAAAAGUUGUUAGCUUUUGUUCUGUAGAAAGUUUUAUUUCAAGAUUAAUAUUUAUGAUAUGUGAUUGACAUUCAAAGAAGUAUUGUAUACCAUUAAUAGGGCAUAGAUUUUACAUCUUAGAAAUAUAGUGAUGUCCAACAUUGUUUAUUCAGAAUCUAUAGCAUUCAGUAAUAUUUCACGCAUUAUGAUUGGUCGCUUGAACAAUAGGUGUUUAGCCAAUAGGGUAACAUUAAUUUAAUUAUGGUUUAUAAAUAAUUGAACUCUUGUCUGCUUAUAGUCCUUUAGCUGCUGAAAAAAAGAAAUUUCUUCAAAAGAUAUUUAAUAUUUUGUACCAACAAUAAAGAGUUAAAACACACAUGAGAUGCACAGUUAUUUUACUGUCAAAUUUUCACAUUGACAAAAACUAAUUUUUACCCAUCACUUACCCACUGUUUUAACAAAAGAUACAGUCACGUUCCUGUCAGAAUGAGAAUUACUGACCUGAGGAGUUAAAAUUGACCUUACCAUAGGUCUUGCUGGGUCAUUAGUGAUAUAUUAUCACCAUAAAAUCUCAUAAUGAUCCACAAAAGACUUUAAUUAUAUAAUGUCAUCAAAUCAUCAAUUUCAGUUUUGUGACUUUAUACUGGUCAUCUUUGAAAGUAAUUAUUACAAAAAAUGAUGUAAAUAAAAAAGACGAGAGUCAUUUGUAUAUUAUUAUAUAACAGUGAAAAAUCCUGAAUCUCUGCUUUAAUGGAUUUCUCCAAUCUAGAGUUUUGCUGGAUUUUAAUCUAAACAUUUCAAGAACAAAAUGUUUUUGCUAGGUACAGAUUUAAAAAGCGCACAAUUAAAAUUGCAAAACUUACUCUGUAACUGGUAAAAAUUAAAAAUUUCUUAUUCAUUAUACUUUUUGAAAUAAUAAUCUUUUACCCUACAUUUAACCCUGCAAACAUAUCAAUCAUGACUUGUUAAUAUUGUAAAUAAAACAUAGAAUAAACAGAAUAUUGUAUGGCUAUAUUAUAUCAUGUCUCAUAUUAACUUCAUCCAUAUUUGCAUCUUAUUUUAAAACAACAUGAGAUAAGAUACUUUUAAGUCAUUUCAGUAUUUUUUUUGUGAAAAGAGCUCCUGAGCCUCAGACACAACUGUCAAGUUGAUAUAUGAUGUAAUAUGGCGAAACCUGAAACUGUUUAUUUUCUAUUUUUAUAUUAAUCAAAAUGUCAAAUUUUAACCAUUACAUCAUUGAUCAAUUUGUCUUUUUUUUUUUUACUUUCAUUUGCAUUGAACUAUUCAUACUCUUCAUAACUCAUUUGUUUUCUUUCGAUAUUAUAUCAGUUCAAAUAUUCAUCAAAUACAUUCCCAACUAUUACUUUCUAUGGCCCAGCAAUAGGAAUACAAUAUAAAUAUGAUAAAUUUCAAAACUUUUUUAACUUCUUGGUAGGGAUUGACCUUAAUGACUUUUGGAUAGGGCUUUAACCUGAAUAACUUUUUGGAAGGGGCUUGAUUUAUCUGACUUUUUGGUAGGACUUUGGCUUUUUAACUUUCUAGUAUGUCCUUGCCUUAUUUUUAAAAAACAAAAAACAAACAAUAGGCAUCAGCGAAGCAAUGAAUUGUCACAGAUUUGGUAUUAAGAUGAUAAAGGUGCUUGGUUUUUUUCCCAUAAACAUAUGAAAAAAAGGACUAGUGAUAACUACUGCAAAUAUUGAGAAGUGCCUUUUAAAAAACAAUAUUAAUUCUGAUGCAGAGUUCUUAUCAAACAUAUUGUGAAUUUUGUAUUAUAAUGAAUGGUCUUGAUUACACAAUAAAACCUGUUUCCAAUAACUAAAUCAUGUACAAGCUGAGCUAUUUUUAUACUGCUAUAAGUGUAGUCAGAUUGGAUUUACCAGACUUUUUGUACAUAUAUUAUUGAAAAUUACUGUCUGUAUGUUGAUGUAGAAUUUUAUUUUAAUGUAAACAAAGAGCACCUUUUUGUGGAAUUUUGUGUUUGUGUUUCAUAUUCUGAUUUUCACAUCUUUUGAAUAAAUUUGGACUUGGCCAUACACAGAAUAGAAAUACCUGUAUCUUUACAUAAUACAAAUGAAGUGUUUUUUCUAAGACAAUGUAAAGUCAUAUGUCUCCUAGUCUGUUUAACUAUAGACUGUAAGGUCUGCAAGAUCUGUCACAAAUAAUCAUUAGUCUUUUACAAUUCCUCUAACUACCUGUCAUUUAAGGUCACAAAUGUUUUGUACUGUGUGAUAAUUGAAAUGUUAUUCAAAAUAUUACAUUUUGUUAAACUGUUCUCUAAAUAAUGACUCAAUGAUCACAAAACUUUGCAAAAUGAUGAAUUACCUUUUGUGGUGUGGUUGCAUACAAAAUACAAAGUGCCUCUUAUAUUCACCUUAAAUUACAUAGUUUACCCCUCUCAUCAUACCCCAAAGAAACAGGUUGGUGUGGCAAUUCAUUUGAUCAUUUGCUGAUCACAGUUUGUGUCAGUAAUUCUUUAAACCUGUAAUUUGGGUUGAACAAAAAUUUUAAAUAAUAAAAGAUUUUUAAUUUUGAAUCAUUAAUGCAUAGAACAUUUACUAUCAAAAAAUAUUUAACUGGGUUUUCCAAUGGAAUGGGUUUGUAUGACUAAUGAACAGUCAUUUGGGUGGAUGGCUCUAGUUUAGUUCAUGCAAAAACUUAUGAACUGUUCAAAUGGAUGAGGAGGGGUAGUGGUAUGUUAGCACAUUUGAAAUGAUGCCAACACAUCUUCUGACUUCAAUAUGCAUACACAUUGUAUUAUUGUAUUAUUGUAAAGAUUAUCAUAAAAGUAUGAUGCACAAAACCUUAAACUACUUUUACUGUGUAAUAGAAGUCUCAGUUAAAACAUGUAAAUUUCUUGUAUAGAUGCAAGUUUCCUUUAAUUGUUAGGAGAGUUAUAAAUUAUGUUAUAUAUUAAAAUUGAUAACUUUUA
Mytilus trossulus (common blue mussel) is the source of this 5414-nucleotide messenger RNA. Its product is annotated as bifunctional arginine demethylase and lysyl-hydroxylase JMJD6-A-like. Bases 126 to 1397 code for a protein of 423 amino acids. Gene Ontology annotation, cellular component: nucleus; cytoplasm. NCBI's taxonomy places the organism in Eukaryota, Metazoa, Mollusca, Bivalvia, Mytilida, Mytilidae. The record is from RefSeq and is a predicted model, not a curated record. Gene Ontology annotation, molecular function: histone H4R3 demethylase activity; P-TEFb complex binding. Gene Ontology annotation, biological process: phagocytosis. The transcript is spliced from 9 exons.